AUGCGCUUCCUCGACGACGGCCACCGGUUCUAUGACCCGGGCAUCUUCGAAGACCGCUGCAUCACCCUCUCCAUGACGGAUGAUUCCUGGCCAGAAGAAUUCCUAGCCACGAUUCGCGUCGGCGCCAUCGGUUGGCUCCUUUCGUGCCGACAGGCGUAUGUGGAGGGAAUCGAAAUUCUCUACUCGACAAACACCUUCCACAUCCUCAGUCCCUACCUCUCAGCCCAUUUGCCCAGCUUCAUCCUCCCGCAACGACUCUCACGAAUCCGGAAAGUCGAGUUCGCAUGGGAAUGGGGCAUGUUCACACCCCAACGAGACGAAGAAACCUUCGAACGCCAACUCGCAUCCAUCCUUUCCAAACUCCCCGUCGAACUCCCCCGCCUAACGUCCCUCAAAAUUGCCUUUCAGGAUAACAUCGGGGCGUACGCUUGCAUGCACACCUGUCCCUCGCGAGGGGAAUUCGCGCCGUGGCUGGAGGGGAAAGUCCUCGUGCCUUUGGAUGCGUUGGUUCAGGCACUGCCGGUGCUGGAGGAGUGUGAGGUGUAUUUUACUGCGUCGAUACAUUGGUUUCUGGGGAAGGAGGCUGCGCUUGAUGAGAGCGAGAGGGGGAGGUUUUGGAGGGGCGCGGGUGGUGGUGGGGAGAGGGGGAGGGGGUAUUGGGUUUGUGAGGGGAGGGAUGAUACGCCGAGGCCGGUUUGUGGGAUUGCGUUUAAUUGA
Molecule: messenger RNA, 717 nt
Organism: Zasmidium cellare ATCC 36951
Lineage: Eukaryota; Fungi; Ascomycota; Dothideomycetes; Mycosphaerellales; Mycosphaerellaceae
Exons: 1
Coding region: 1-717 (238 amino acids)
Source: RefSeq, a predicted model, not a curated record